AUGAGUGUGCAUGGUUAUCAUUUGCUCACUAUGUUUUUCUGGUCCAUUACAUGUAAUAUUUUGAAACUGACCGUCUUAGCUAAGGAUGAUACAAAGACUGUUGAGUCCUUGCAAUUCGACUUGGGAGCUAUUGAAACCGCCACAAACAAGUUUUCCGAUAAUAACAAGCUAGGUGAAGGCGGAUUUGGUGUAGUUUUCAAGGGAACACUUGCUAAUGAACAAGAAAUUGUAGUGAAGAGGUUGUCAAAAAGCUCUAGACAUGGCGUCCAAGAAUUUAAGAACGAGAUUGCAUUGGUAGCCAAACUUCAACAUAGAAAUCUUGUUAGGCUUCUGGGAUUUUGUUUGGAAGGAGAGGAAACCCUACUUGUUUAUGAAUAUGUGCCAAACAAAAGUCUUGAUUAUUUUCUUUUUGAAUCCAAAAAACGUGAGCAACUGGAUUGGUCAAGCCGAUGCAUGAUAAUAGGAGGAAUCACUCUAGGAAUUUUAUAUCUUCAUGAAGAUUCAAGGCAUAAGAGGUCGCACUUGAUUCAAGGCAUAGAGUUAUACAUCGUGAUCUAA
Molecule: messenger RNA, 558 nt
Organism: Malus domestica (apple)
Lineage: Eukaryota; Viridiplantae; Streptophyta; Magnoliopsida; Rosales; Rosaceae
Source: RefSeq, a predicted model, not a curated record